This is a messenger RNA of Caenorhabditis remanei, 5202 nucleotides long. RefSeq lists its product as uncharacterized. Bases 1 to 5202 code for a protein of 1733 amino acids. Gene Ontology annotation, molecular function: protein binding. The record is from RefSeq and is a predicted model, not a curated record. NCBI's taxonomy places the organism in Eukaryota, Metazoa, Nematoda, Chromadorea, Rhabditida, Rhabditidae. The transcript has 14 exons.
AUGUGGCGAUUUGCUAUUUAUACACCAAAAACAACAAUACUCAGUAAAACAUGCUUGAAAACAAUCCGACAAGCUUUAAAACACACGGACGGGAGAACAGAUUACUUUAGAUUUUUAAGCAAUGAUGCAGCAGCUUCCAUUCGAGCUGAUAAAGAUCAACCUAUUCGUGAUGUGUUCUCUCUCGAUGACUUUGGCCUCCUUACGAACAAGAGAUCCUCAUCGAUAGAAUCAAUGAGCUCAACGGGCGACACUUUUUUGGAACACCUCUUCCGUAACGACACACUUAACACUUUUUCGAAUGUUCAAAUUCCAACAACAAUGUCAUCUCGUGAACUAGCUGUAUCAAACGAGAUUCUGGGGUACGACUAUGUCUCCGAGUUAUUGUCAGAAGGAGCUAUACCAGAAGAAAUCGCUGAAAACCUAGCAAUGGAGCCAACUCCUUCCGAAGCCGAGCUCCCACACUCCUUUUCUGAUUCUUCAAUGUAUCACGACGACCAGGAACCAAGUACAUCUGGAUUGGAGACUACAUCUCUCCCUUUCUUAAUACCGAAUAUUGACGAUCCACCAACAGGAGACAAAACAGAUACUAGGAAAAUUAUGUCAGAGAAGUUACGAAGAGAAAGGAAAUUGAAUUUGUCCACUACUGCCCCAUUAGAAUCAUCAGAUGAGAUGUCAACACAUCUUUUCCACGUUCCAGUAAAUUCUGGGAUUCAAAGUGUUGGUGAAAUGCUUUUUCCCGAUUCUAUCCCUUUGGAAUCCUAUACAAGUCAGUGGAAAGAAGGGGAAAAUUUCGCAAUUACCAUGCAACUUCCAAAACCCUCCAGUAGCACUGAUUACCCUAUCGAAUUCUCUCUAGACGUUUUGGAAGGAAUAAUGACAGAAGGAUCAAUGCUCGAGCUUCAAAAAGAGUUAAACGCUGUCGGAGUUUGGCCAGAAUGGAUAUUUACUGGAGAUCGCAGAUUAGUUUCAAGAACCAACACGAUUCUACGAUUUGUCGUAGAGAACAGCAUAGAUUAUAAGGAAGCAGAAGAAAUAAUCAAAAACUUCUCAUCAUCUCAUAUGAAGGCUGUUAUUCCUGAUGAUAUCAUUCUUCAUCUUACUACCAAAACCGUAGAUUCAUCUUUUAAAAUCGAAGAAGUUCUCAAUCAACUUGAGAGGUUCACAACUAUUGCGAUGACUCGUGAACUACGUCCCAACCACUCACUUGUGGAAGAACGUUUGGUAGAUCUGUACAAUACGUCCAUAAAGAAGUUCCCAAAAGAUGCAGCUACCCUGUUCAGUCUCUGUUCCAAGUUAAAUUUGGAUCGAUCUGCUGACAUUUUUAUGAAAUGUUACGGAGAGACCCAAGCCGACAAUAACAACUUCUUGAAAAGUUUUGGAGAGUGGAAGAAACUUUCCAUAAAGUAUGGAACUCGGCAAGGCAUUGAAAGUUAUUGGAAUGCUGCGUUGAACUGUGAAGGUCCUAUAGAGAAGCGUGUUGAAGCUCUUCUUGUGCACUCUGGAAAAACCGAGCAUCCGUUUUCAACAGUGGCGCGAAUGAUUUGCUCAUUCGUAAAACUUAAUAAACUGGAGGAAGCUCUCGAAGUAUUCCGAGCAGUUUCUGUCUCUGGAAAACAUUUCAAAGAACCACUCGCCUCGUUUGUAGAAAAGAAGGAUCUGGGAUCUAUUGAACGGUUAGCAACCCUCAUUGAGAGAGGUAUGAUUGCCGAGAAACGACGAGGCAGUCGCCUGCAAGCAACGAACAAAACCGAUGUGGAGUGCGAGAAGAAACACUCACUCAGUGAUGGUGUUCAUGCUGUGUUAGCGAAAUUUUAUGGAGUUGGUGGCCAGAAGAAGAAGAAGUUUGUCGAUAGCAAAUUGAAAAAGAAAAUCCAUCGUGUUGAUGAAGAACAACUUCAUGAUUUGUGCAAAUCUCUUCAAAAAGCCUGGAUUCAAUGUGCCAAUAAUAAAGACUCUGUCGACCGUCUUGUAGGAUGGUGCCAAUCAAAUCGUAUUGAAAUUGAUGAAAAGAUGCUGGGCUUGGGUAGAAACGGACUUCGGACUCUUGCUGGUCGACGAGGACUGUCAUCUGCUGUUGCGCAGACUUCUAACUCCACCGCCACGCCUCCGCCGCAACAACAUCAACAACAAAGACAAAAUGGAGAUAAACGCAAGGAUUUUGUUAAUAGAACAAGUCGACCAUUUGCUUCAGCUACAUCUGCAGAGCAAAUCAAAUUGCAAAAGAAAUAUCAAGAAAACCUGGAGAGUAGCAAGUUGGAAUCACUUCAUGAUGCUGUUGAAUAUAUCGAAUGGCGUGGAACUGUAUUUCCACAAACUGUCGACAAAAUCAUUGGACUUCUUGAACGAUCAGCUAAUCUUUCUUCUCUCUCCGAUCGCCAGUUAGCAGUUCUUCUUUCAAUUUUUGGUGCAACAUGUGACACACUCUCACGUUCGCUUCGUGCACAGAAUCUUGAAAAGGUCGAGAAAAUUCUUCGUGAAAAGGGAGUUGUAAUGGGAUUACUCUCACGCAAUCAACUCAUCGAAGCGAAGGUUGAUAAUCGGAGUCGAGUGGACGCAGUUGAAGAAUUAGGAAAAUUUGAGGAAUCCGGUGUUGAAUUGGAUUCGAAGUCAUAUGCACUUCUUUGCGAGGUGUAUGCAAAACAAGCUAACCCAAAAGCUAUCACAGAUAUCAUUGCUCAUAUGAAAGCCAAUGGAAUUUCUCUAACGGAAGAUCAUGUGGCUCAACUAAUCUAUUCAGUAGCAAGAGGUGGUAGUUACGAUCAAGUUGGAAGAGUAGUGGACACCUUCUCCUCUUCAAUGAAUGUUGUCCGAUUGAGGUGUGCCGCCGCCAGAGCAAUUGCUGAACGCGAGAAAAGUGAACCAGGAAGAGGAGGUUUCGAAGUUACUGAAAUGCUGAGAGCCAUCCCAACGACUGCAAAAUUGCAUUCGUUUGAGAAUAACAUUUACGUUGUCAAUGUGUUGAUGGAUCUCAUUGAAAACGGACAAUUCGAUGCUUUCAAUCUGCUCUCAUCUUACCUGAUUAUCGCUGAAUCUGGCACAACUCUAGGAGAAAAUAGUCUUAACACAACGGUAGUCGCUCGUUCCAAAAGUCUUCUGAGUGAAGGAAGUGUAGAAGAAGCAAUGGCAUUGUACUCUUGUGUUCAUCCGUCGUAUGCUAAUGACUUCUUUGUUCAAAAGUUGAAAAAUACACUGGAGAACAAUUUGAAAUCAAUCACGACUACCAGUGCUCUGGAAGAUUAUUUCAAAGUAAUCACUCUAGCCGAAAACAGAGGGAUGGUCUCAUCUGCUAACGAAUUUCUUCUCACUUAUUGCUCUAAAAAUACAAUUCCUCUCUUCGCAGAAGUUUUUGAUCACGUUCAACAGUCUGGAGACCUUCGAACAAUUCUUGGACAAAAUCCAGAGAUUAAGAAAGCACUCGGACGCCAAUUAGCUCAACACUUGAUAAAGACUGUAUCACCUGCGGAACAAGCUGCUCUUCUGGCAAAAAUCGCCACAGUUAUGUUCGCACCAUCCGCAAAAGAAGCACCAGCCGAUACUCGUGAUUUUUAUCGAAUCAUGUACAAAGUUGUUGGAAAAGAUGUUAAACUGGUUCUCCCGGCUCUUGAUCUGAUGAAAAAUACUGUUUGGUAUGAGAAACGCGAGUUCGGAACUGCUAUUGUUCACCAACUUCUCUACUCUGAUCGAGACGAUCAUUUAGCUGCUGAGAAAAUACGCAUUCUCGUAGAGUCCAACAAACUUGGUCAACUCAAUUGUUACCGUCUUCAUGAUAAAUUAACCAAGUUUAUGAUGGCUGACAAAGAAAAACGAGUAAAUUUGGUUGCAAAAGUUCUUGCUCUCGAUUUUCCACCAGACGCUACUUCAAAAAUUCCUGUGAAAUUCGGGGGUCGAAAUUUGAUCAAAUUUAUGUCAAAUGAAAUAAUUUCAACCGAAAUCGCCGCUAAGUUGGUUCAAUUUUUGGAAGAAGAUCCACGCGUUCAGUUGACAAAUGAGGAACUUAAAGAAGCCAAUGUCGUUCUCAAGUCAUGCCCAGAAAAACUGGAUUUACUUGGAAAAUUACGAAAGAGUGCAACGAUGCAAAGAUGGAGAUCCAGUGACAUCAACGAAUUACUGAAAGAACUUUCGAACUUCACAUCUGAAACAAAAGAAGCCGUCAAAUCCACGUUGAAACGAGUUAUUCUUCAGAAAGUUAUCAAAGAAUCGUCCGAUGAUCUCGACCAAUUAGUCAACAUUUUGGAGCACGUCGUUGAAUGGAGAAAAGAAGAAAAGUUUCCUGAUUUUCUGAAAGCUCUGUCCAGAACUCUUGAAAAUCACGCUCUAUCAAAAGCAAUAUCUGCGAACAACAUGGUUCUAGCUGAUCGAAUUUGGCAAAUGAGAUCUGGACAUCCAGCAGUAGAUGUUCUACUUUCUUAUGCUUCUCGCCUUUUCGUGAACGGACAAGUGGAACGAGCCGAUGAAGUUUGUGAAGAGUUGAGAAAAAGUUCUCAAAUUAUUAGACCACAAAUUCUUGAAAAGAUGGGAAGACGAUUGAAGGGCGCUGAUCCUUCCAAGAUGAACGAGUUAGCCACUUAUCUUCAAAAUAGUUUCAAUUUGAAAUCAAAGGAUGCGAGACGAGUUGUAUUGCAAGCAAAGACUGAUCAGUUGAAUCAACUAAUUGAGACAAACGAUUUACCGGGAGCUCUCAGAAUGGCGAUCGAGGAGACAAAUUCUAGUAAACGUGCAUUCGGGCAAGUGCCAAUCAUGAUUGAAGCAAUAAAACGAAAUGAUAAGCAAACCUUGGAGAGCGUGUAUACAAUGGUUCGCUCCGCCCAUAACGUUGACAUGGCUAACGUGAAUCUUGCUUAUGCACUUAUCCAUUCAGACAAUGUGAAUCGAGCACGUAGUUUGGUAGAGCGUCAAAAUCUCAACAUCGAAAGUUCUGUUCUACAAUACUUUACGACUUUGGCCUCUGCAUCCGAAAAUCCAAAGCUGCUAAGAGAUCUUUUCAUUGUUUUCAACGGCCGUGCUUCAACGUUGGAUCUGAAUUAUUUAUUGGAACUAGCUACUAAGAAACUAUGGAGCAGUAACGACAUCGAAUCGCUGAUGAAGCUUUCUCAUGAAAUCGAAACGACAUCAUUCCCUCUUCAAAACAAACUUCGUACAUUCUUUGACGAUCUUAAGGAGAAACACUCAUCUUCUUCUCGAGAAUUUGUCGAUUUUGACUGA